GGUACCAUCACUGGGCGUUCCACCGCCUCUGAGACUCUCCCGGACGUCCAGGCUUUUCUCUCCUUUUGGGCCCCCGCCCAUUUCUGCCACCCGCAUCUAGAGCACCGGCCAAGGCGGGGCGAUGCAGGAUCAGGUUUCUUUGGCGGUGAGCAGGACUGUUCCUGCCUCUCCCUCCACCGCCGCUGUGGAGUCUGAUCACACCCCUAUUUCGUGGGUGACUCUUCUAGUUCGAAGAUAUUUUCUGUUCAUCAAACUUGACUGUAUUUGAGGUUGUUAAGUUCUUUAGAAAGACCUCAAAUAUAGUUUGGCAGCUAAGUAUCUUACCUCAUGUGCCUCAGUUUGCUCACUUUGCAAAACGAUUAAUGUCUACCGAAUCUCAUACCAUUUCUGUGAUUUGAGGAUGAAUGGGCCGUCGUGGCACAUUGGAGGAAAAGCUGGAGCAGAGUGAGCAAGGGGAGAAUACUUGGAGAGGAAGCAGUGGGGGACCAGAUGGUGCAGGGCCUUGUAGGCCGUCAAAGAGACUGGCUUUUACAUGGAGGACAAUGAGGAACCAUGACCCUGACUUGUUGGAUGAGCAGGCCCCCCUGGAAGAGUCAGCUGUGUGAGAUGGUGCAGCCCAGUGGCGGCCCGACAGGGGACCAGGACGUGCUCGGUGAAGAGUCUUCUCUGGGGAAGCCGGCCAUGCUCCACCUGCCUUCAGAGCAGGGCACUCCCGAGACCUUCCAGCGUUGUCUGGAGGAGAAUCAAGAGCUCCGAGAUGCCAUCCGGCAGAGCAACCAGAUGCUGCGGGAGCGCUGUGAGGAGCUGCAGCGUUUCCAAAGCAGCCAGAGGGAGGAGAAGGAGUUCCUCAUGCAGAAAUUCCAGGAGGCCAGAAAACUGGUGGAGAGACUGAGCAUGGAGAAGCUCGACCUGAGGAGGCAGAGGGAGCAGGUCCUGAAGGAGGUGGAGCACCUGAAGAGAUGCCAGCAGCAGAUGGCCGAGGACAAGGCCUCAGUGAAAGCCCAGGUGACGUCCUUGCUGGGGGAGCUCCAAGAGAGCCAGAGUCGCUUGGAGGCCGCCACCAAGGAGCGGCAGGCUUUGGAGGGCAGGGCCCGGGCAGCCAGUGAGCAGGCCCGGCAGCUAGAGAGCGAGCGGGAGGCGCUGCAGCAGCAGCACAACGUGCAGGUGGACCAGCUGCGCAUGCAGACCCAGAGCAUGGAGGCCGCCCUGCGCAUGGAGCGCCAGGCCGCCUCGGAGGAGAAGCGGAAGCUGGCUCAGCUACAGGUGGCCUAUCACCAGCUUUUCCAAGAGUAUGAUAACCACAUCAAGAGCAGCAUGGUGAGCAGUGAGCGGAACCGAGGAAUGCAGCUGGACGAUCUUAAGCAGCAGCUCCAGCAGGCCGAGGAGGCCCUGGUUGCCAAACAGGAAGUGAUUGACAAACUGAAGGAAGAGGCCGAGCAGCACAAGAUUGUGAUGGAGACCGUUCCGGUGCUGAAGGCCCAGGCGGAUAUCUACAAGGCGGACUUCCAGGCAGAGAGGCAGGCCCGGGAGAAGCUGGCUGAAAAGAAGGAGUGCCUGCAAGAGCAGCUGGAGCAGCUGCAGAGGGAGUACAGCAGGUUGAAGGCCAGCUGUCAGGAGUCAGCCAGGAUCGAAGAUAUGAGGAAGCGGCAUGUAGAGGUCCCCCAGCCCCCCUUGGCCCCUGCCCCAGCUCACCACUCCUUUCACCUGGCCCUGCCCAGCCAGAGGAGAAGCCCCCCUGAGGAGCCGCCCGACUUCUGUUGCCCCAAGUGCCAGUACCAGGCUCCUGACAUGGACACUCUGCAGAUACACGUCAUGGAGUGCAUUGAGUAGGGCCGCCUGCCGGUGACCAGCCCGGGACAGUGCCAUCUGUGCUUUCGUUUCCCACCCACCGAGUACUGAAUAGUGGGCUAAGUGACAAAGAGCAGGCCACUUCUUUGAGCCCCAAGAGCUAGCUGCUGGGCCCUAUGCUUCAGCUCCCCUGUCUGUUGGUUCACCUCUUUUAGGGUACAUGGACCCCCAGCUAGGCCUGACGCUUUGCUCUUUUUGUUUGUUCUGUCUGCUUGAACCUCUUGUCCCUGGGGCUCCCUUUUCUUCCACCUCCACUGGGGAAGUCAAGAAUCAAGGCCGGGGCUCUCAGAGAGAACUGCCUCCCCGGCGAGAUGUGUAGGGGCCCCUCCUCCCACCCCGCUGCGGUGCCUGCGCUCUCAUGGGCUGCGUAGUUUUCCACGUGGGGGCUGCACCACUGUGGAUUAAACCGGUUGGUUACUGAUGGACAUGUGGGUUGUUGCCAAUCUUUUUACUGUCAUUAAUAACGCUAUAGUGAAAA
Messenger RNA from Diceros bicornis minor, 2326 nucleotides. It is a transcript of the gene IKBKG, whose product is annotated as inhibitor of nuclear factor kappa B kinase regulatory subunit gamma. Lineage: Eukaryota; Metazoa; Chordata; Mammalia; Perissodactyla; Rhinocerotidae. The record is from RefSeq and is a predicted model, not a curated record. Gene Ontology annotation, biological process: positive regulation of canonical NF-kappaB signal transduction. The transcript has 10 exons. Gene Ontology annotation, molecular function: K63-linked polyubiquitin modification-dependent protein binding. Gene Ontology annotation, cellular component: IkappaB kinase complex; cytoplasm; nucleus. The coding region runs from base 553 to 1830 and encodes 425 amino acids.